Molecule: messenger RNA, 1622 nt
Organism: Pistacia vera
Lineage: Eukaryota; Viridiplantae; Streptophyta; Magnoliopsida; Sapindales; Anacardiaceae
Product: wall-associated receptor kinase-like 1
Exons: 2
Coding region: 1-1563 (520 amino acids)
Biological process (GO): protein phosphorylation; cell surface receptor signaling pathway
Cellular component (GO): plasma membrane
Molecular function (GO): ATP binding; protein serine/threonine kinase activity
Source: RefSeq, a predicted model, not a curated record
AUGGUUCUUCAAUUUCUGCUUGAGAUUCUAAUCUUGUUAUCACUGCCAAUAAAGUCUAAUUGUACAUCCACCCACGGAAAUGAUUCCAUUUCGGAAAAAUCAUUUCCGAAUAAAUCGAAUCAGUCUAGUUCCUACAACCAGUUUGAUGCAGAUCGCAGUUCUGAUAAACCAUUCAUCAAGAGAACCAACUUGGAAUUUUCAAGAGAGAGGGAGCAAAAGAACUUCAGUACUGGCUUCCACUCUUGUCAGGCCAAAUUCCAUCGGCCGCCUCAGCAGAGUUUUAAAGCAUCUGGUCAAGAAGAUGGAGACCAGCGAUGCUCAUACACUAGUAGUGUUGACAAGAAUUACAAUAAUUAUUCCAAGGAAACGGCGCGUCAUAGCAUGACAGCAGGUCAAUUUCUCUCAAAAUCUUUAUUGACAUUACAAAUUUUUAAAUUGAAUUUUGUAGUUGUUGCAUGCGUUGGAAUUGUGAUUCUGCUUGUUGCAUGGAGGUGGCUACACAAAAUAAUAAAGAAGAGAAAGGACAGUAAGGUGAACACAAGUUUCUUUGAACAAAAUGGUGGCUUACUAUUAAAGCAAUUGUUAAAUUCUUGUGAUGCCAACGUUGAUGGAGCAUUCAAGCUCUUCACUUCAAUGGAGAUAGACAAGGCCACAGACCAUUUUAAUGUGAAAAGAAUUAUUGGUCAAGGAGGUCAAGGUACUGUUUACAAAGGAAUGUUAGUAGAUGGAAGGAUUAUUGCAGUAAAGAAGUCGAAUGUGAUUGAUGAAGGGAAAAUUGAAGAGUUCAUUAAUGAGGUUGUUAUUUUGGCUCAAAUUAACCAUAGAAAUGUGGUUAAGCUGUUAGGGUGUUGUUUAGAGACUGAAGUUCCUUUACUGGUUUAUGAAUUCAUCCCCAAUGGAACCCUUUCUCAGUAUCUUCAUGAUCAAAAUGAAGAGUUUCUGCUUAAUUGGGAUACACGUUUACGAAUUGCAGUACAAGUUUCAAGUGCUCUUUCUUAUAUGCAUUCAGGUGCUUCCUUUUCCAUAUUCCAUCGCGACAUUAAGUCUACAAAUAUACUCUUGGAUAAUAAUUACACAGCAAAAGUAGCUGACUUUGGGGCAUCAAGAUCAAUAGCCAUCAAUAAAACACAUUGGAGCACAAUAGUAUUAGGGACUUUAGGAUACUUGGACCCAGAAUACUUUCAAUCGAGCCGAUUGACCAAUAAAAGUGAUGUUUAUAGUUUUGGAGUAGUCCUUGUAGAGCUUUUAACAGGGGAAAAACCAAUUUGUGUAGGAACGUCACAAGAAAAUAUAAGUUUGGCAGCUUAUUUCGUUCGUUGUAUGAAGGAGAAAUGUUUGUUUGAUAUUCUUGAUGCUCAAGUGAAGCAACAUGGAAAGAAGGAUGAGAUUAUGGUAUUUGCUAACCUUGCUAAAAGAUGCUUAAGCCAAAAUGGCAAGGAAAGACCUACAAUGAAAGAAAUUGUAAUAGAGUUGGAGGGGAUUCAGUUAUCGAAAAAGAAGAAAGUGCCAUUCAGAUCAGCAGUUUUAACGAGGUUCAGCAAAGGGAGGUCGAUGAAGUCAUGAAGGUUUCUAAUUUAUUUGCGUUCUUCUUUCAACAAUGUUGCUUUUCCUGUUAAUUACAA